AUGGAGGCUUCUGGCCCCGAAGUACAUACUGGUCGAAAUUCCCCGCCGCCUGGCCCGUUUGGCUGUGAGUAUUUCGACUUUACUCGUCACGAUUCCUUUUCUGACAGUCUUACGGAUUCCUUUCUUGGUCCCAUGGAUACUCCAUUUGAGCAGGCUCCGGCCUUGCCCCCAGGUCCCUCACUUCUGGACGAUAACGAAUCCCACAUGCUCGACAACUUCUUUACCACUAUGAAUGCAAAUAACUUCUCCAACGAUUUCUGGAUGCGUGGCACCCAGGACAAAUCAAGCGGCCUGAAUUUCAACUCGGGCCGAGGAGCUUCCCCCGACUUUCGCGGGUUCUACAACCAACAAAACCUCAAAGCAAGUCUUAUGGGAGGCGCCUCAGACCCCAACAUCUAUGCUGCAGCGUCCAUGCUUUACCAGGGCGGUAUAAACGGAGCUGAGCUCGGAUCGGCUCUGGCUCAGCAAGCAUUUGCGGGACAGGCACUUCCUAUCAACGGUCACCAUGCCCAAGCUCGACGCGUUUCGCAACACCUGGCGCCUGCACAGGCUUCGGGGUCAUCGCCUCGUGCCCAGCUUCCAACUGGCUUUCAUACUUCAGAGAUGCUUUUUGAUGUUCGCGACCCAAUUCCCGAAGAUCAACAUCCCUCCCGCAAAGUGCGUGGUCUCCAUUGGGGCUCCGAUAAUAGCUUCAUGGACCAGGGCUAUAUCGCUCCUCCCGACCAGCCCGAUAUGGAGACCCGCACAAAGGAUCUUCUUGAACAUUUGGAUUGCUUUGAACCACAAAGCAGUGCAGCUAACACUCGAGCCCCGAGCCCGGAACGAAUGAGUGGCGCUCAGGCGCAACGCUCCGCCUACCGCUCGAUUGACGGAGAAGAAAGCACCCAACCACGAAAGCGACAGCGCGCCAUCAGAAAUGACGAGAAAAUCCAGGACCCCUACAAUGCGAAGGCCCGACGGGCUUCGACUCAAACGACACGCAGGGGGAGCAUCACUCCUGGAAGCAAGCUGCCGCGAGAGAAUCUCUCAGAGGAGCAAAAAAGAACCAACCACAUCCUCUCCGAGCAGAAGCGGCGCAAUCUCAUCCGACAAGGCUUCGAUGACCUAUGCACUUUGGUACCUGGUCUCCGGGGCGGCGGCUUCAGCAAAAGUGCCAUGCUCACCCAGGCUGCCGACUGGCUUGAGGAUCUCUUGCGCGGUAAUGAGAUCCUGCACAGCCAACUGGCCAAUAUGAAAGGCAUCAAUGGUCUAGUAAUGCCUCGAUGA
Penicillium maclennaniae is the source of this 1266-nucleotide messenger RNA. Its product is annotated as basic helix-loop-helix domain-containing protein. The record is from RefSeq and is a predicted model, not a curated record. The transcript is spliced from 3 exons. Gene Ontology annotation, biological process: regulation of transcription by RNA polymerase II. The coding region runs from base 1 to 1266 and encodes 421 amino acids. Lineage: Eukaryota; Fungi; Ascomycota; Eurotiomycetes; Eurotiales; Aspergillaceae. Gene Ontology annotation, molecular function: protein dimerization activity; DNA-binding transcription factor activity, RNA polymerase II-specific; RNA polymerase II cis-regulatory region sequence-specific DNA binding.